Messenger RNA from Fundulus heteroclitus (mummichog), 2282 nucleotides. RefSeq names its product ADP-ribosylation factor 6. Gene Ontology annotation, cellular component: cytoplasm. Gene Ontology annotation, molecular function: GTPase activity; GTP binding. The record is from RefSeq and is a predicted model, not a curated record. The transcript has 2 exons. Lineage: Eukaryota; Metazoa; Chordata; Actinopteri; Cyprinodontiformes; Fundulidae. Gene Ontology annotation, biological process: vesicle-mediated transport; intracellular protein transport. Bases 827 to 1354 code for a protein of 175 amino acids.
CAGUCGGAGGCGGACUCGGCGCGUGUCAGCUGAAUGGAGCAGGCAGGAGGAAGUGGCCCCUGGUGCAGUUCCACACCUUUCCGUUGUAGCAGCAGCAGCAGUGCGGAUAGCUCCAGUUAAAGGAGGAAGACAAGAGCCGAGACAAUUUACCGACUCUGCGCGAAAGUAAAACAGCGUGGCCAGCGUUUCAUGGACGGCGCGUUCCUGCCCGCGGACUAGCAGGGCUUCGUUUUCCGAAGUCGUUUCCCAAGCAGCGCGGCGAAGUUGCCCGGCGUGAGCCGACGUUAAGCCGCUGUUUCUCCGCCCUGCGAGCAGCGGGGAGAACAAGGGCGCACCCGGUGAGGAGGACCCGCCACAUCCUAACAGCAGAGGAAAUCAUCUACAAGUAUCGCGGCUUUUGUUGGAGGUCCUGGUCACCCACGAGGGGAGGGGACCUGUGCGGUUUCUAGUCGUCGCGGCCUGUGUUCACCUCGUAUCUUUUUAUCUUCCUUUUUAUUUUUACUGAACAAUGAACGACCUGCAACAGCUGCUGCCAAGUUCUUAGUCCGAUCGUGUCAUGUUGUGUGUAGGCCGAGAGGAUAUUAUCUGAGCAUAAAUGCCCCUGCACCUAACAAGAUCCAGACAGACUUUGAGGUAAAAAGUCAAGCAUGUGUGUAUAUUUUUGACUUUAUUCCCUUUAGAAAUCAAAAUAUCCCCCCCCCUCCCUCACCACCAUAGGGCUCCACCUGUAAGCCUGUCAUAGACUGUGAGCUGCAUUCCAAGUGAACAUCAAGACGUUGUCACGUUUUCUUAUUAGGAACAAAGUAUUUAUGCCCAAGAGUUCAAAAUGGGGAAAAUGCUGUCAAAGAUCUUUGGCAACAAGGAGAUGAGAAUAUUAAUGCUCGGACUCGACGCCGCUGGGAAGACGACGAUCCUUUACAAACUGAAACUGGGACAGUCGGUGACCACCAUCCCCACGGUCGGCUUCAACGUGGAAACGGUCACCUACAAAAACGUCAAGUUCAACGUCUGGGACGUCGGAGGCCAGGACAAGAUACGGCCCCUGUGGCGGCACUACUACACGGGGACCCAGGGCUUGAUUUUUGUGGUGGAUUGCGCCGACAGGGAUCGCAUCGACGAGGCGAGGCAGGAGCUCCACCGCAUCAUCAACGACCGCGAGAUGAGGGAUGCCAUGAUCUUGAUAUUUGCCAACAAGCAAGACCUCCCGGACGCCAUGAAGCCGCACGAAAUCCAAGAGAAGCUGGGGCUGACCCGGAUCAGAGAUAGGAAUUGGUACGUUCAGCCCUCCUGUGCGACCACAGGUGACGGACUGUAUGAGGGUCUGACAUGGUUAACCUCGAAUUACAAGUCUUAAUGAUUGAGUGCUGACUGUUUUAGGUCAAAGCUACAAUGUCGCAAGUAACAAUUUACUCUUCAAAAUGAGAAUGCUUAAAGAAAAAGUUGAUUAUCUCAGUUUAUUUUUAUUACCUUUUAUCUUUUUGACUAAUUUAUCUUUAACUGGGUUUGCCGGCUUAAAGUUUGCUUGUGUUCUGUAGCAGGCAUUUAUCCCAUUCUUUAUUGCUUGGGCUUGUUUGGAGGACGAAAAAAAAAAUGGAGUUAACUGGUUUGUGAGGUCAAAGCCACAGAGAUCACCAUCUUUGCCUGUUAUUUUUCUUUCUAUUUGAAAUCUUUUUUUUUUUGUUUUGUUUCCUAAGGACAUUCUUGGACUUGGGCUGUUUCAAAGUCCUUUUGAUUCUGUUGGGUUGAACUUUGACAGUGAACUCUUUAUUGUCAUGUAGCCUACUUGAAGGACACAGUACUGUGAUUUAUAGUUUUCCUUCUCUGGUAAUCAAAAGCUGGGGUAAAUGCAAGAAAAGAAAACAUUGCCCAUCUUUACAUGUCCGGUCUGAUUAAAACAACACAUCCCCCCCCCCCCCCCCACCUCAAAUACAAUAACUUGGGCUUUUCUAGUUACUGAUGGACCUGGUUCAUGUCUCACUAUAAUGUGGGGGUGUUAAACAAAAGGGCCACCAGUAGCCUCAGCGCGGGCCCCUCAGUCUGACACCACAGCUGAUUGGUCUCAGUAUUGGGACCUCAUAUGAUAGCUUAUAUCUGUAGCAUGACUACAUACGUACAUUAAUCCUACAUCAGAGCCCAUGUGUUGGCACGGUCAGAUCAGAGAGCUGUUGAGAAGUGAGAUGUUGAAGCCUGUGGUGCAGCUCCUAUUCCUUAAUUGACUGGGGGAAACUAUGUACAGAACAAUGUCAUUGUAAUGUCUUAUUAAAAAAGUGAUUUUAAAUUUU